AUGCUGCCGUCUGCGUGCUUCCUGCAGCAACCCAGGGCCAACUGGGACUCGUGGGAGAGAACGGUGUGGAGCGACGGUUACUCAACGGCGGAAGGAGUCAAGGACUCAAGGGGACUGAAGUUCAAAAUGGCAGGCGCAAGAUGCCAACCUACUCCCGUCAGACACUUGAGCUCCCGUCGUCAAUACACGUACCUUUCUCAGGCACCUUGCCUUGUCUUACCUAAAACCAAGAUACAUAGGCAGGAAUGGGCAAGGAUAUGCGAUGAGUUCCCGUCCCGCCCCCUCCCCGCCUUGGACGUCUCCUUCCUACGCAACGGGUUUCGCUUUCCCGGACUGCCAUGUUUCCCUUGUGUCCGUCUUCCUUCCGGAAACGACCACUUGAACCGACCAGUAAGAGUCAUGGCCGCCGGAGCCAAAGCCGGAGCGGGAGGCCAUAAUCAGAUUGCAAGCUGCCGAUCCGAUAGAGCUUGCACGAAUGCCCCAAUGUCAGGGAAGUUUCUCUCCCAGUGUGGCAGAGGGUUCAUCUCAUUACCAAAUUCACGACUCCCGUUGUCCACUGCACUUUCUCCGCAAUCGCCAUUUGCUAAAUUCAUCACUUCGUCCCGGAAAGACAUGCAAUUUACCAGACAGCUGCCAGACAGGCUAGCCAUGACUUACUAUCCGACCGUCUGGAAAGCUUCAUUUCGUUUCUUCAAUUCGCCCGCCUUAUCCGUCCAUCACUUCACUCUGUCCGGCAAACCCAAUCAACGUUCUGAAUCAGUCUGCAGCAAUUUCCAUGCGACUCCCCAAUCCGACCUUCACCUGGCCGUAAUCUUCCCAGGAACCCAGAACACAGGAUACGGCAUACGGGAUCCCAACAACCUAAGCACCCGCGUCUCUUGUCCCGAACUGAAGGUUCUCACUCGUCGACACAUCCCCGGAGCCCUGGAUUUCCUUCCCGUCCUCUCGGCCAACCCUGGUGCCUUCUCCAGCCCGCCGAUACUACGUGGAAUCCGACCGGGAUCUUGUUCCUUUCCUCAACCCAAAAGAGAACACACCGCGUACGGUCAUCUGCGGACUACUGCACAUUGCGUCGCCCAGUUGCGUAAAGCAGCCAAGUCGAAAGCCCUGUACUGCAGAACCUGGCAGUAUCCGUACGCUGUACUGAUGCAGAGAGCAUUUCUCGUCUCUCGGGCUCCGCAGAAACUGGCUGCGAAAGACCUUGCUUGCCAUGCCUAUUGGAUAACCAGGCCGUACCUAGUCCGGUGCCCCUGCAGAUGGCCUCGGCUUCGCUUGGCGGCCUACGGAUUCACUAUGCACGCAGUACCAGACAAGCCAAGCUCCCAUGUGCGCUUGCUUUUGCUCUGCCGCACCGCUGCACCGUGCCGUCCCCAUUAUCCCUUCGCCCCGAAAAUGGGACUGGCCUACGUCCGUACCUGCGCAGCUCUGGAUACGCUGUACUACUCCAUAGUCGCCCUCGGUCCCGUGUUACUUGCGGAUUACGAAGCAGCAUACGUACAGAGAUCUACCCUGCGUAUCUUGCGGUCAUGGCCAUGGAUACCGUCACACUCACUGCUGCUUUGCUUCUCCAUUACCUCUACCUUUGAGCGAAUAGGCAGUCGUCCCGCCUCUGUGGGACAGUGGAAACAGAGAAGAAAAACGGCUCUGGCGCCGUUGUCUGUGCGUUGGGUGUAUGCAGGCACGCAACUCUGCCAAUGCCUGUCGAGAGUUCUGACGAGCUUUGAAAUACCCGGUGCCCGCAAUGGAGAGGACACGAGCAACAUAUGCAAAGGCGGACAGCAUGGGGGGAAACAGAGGGUCUCAAAAGCUCGGCUUGUUCGCGACUCAGUCAAUCAGUCCCUCUUUGAGUUCCUCACGCCCAUGGGAUACUCGACAGGCAGAUAG
Messenger RNA from Colletotrichum lupini, 1884 nucleotides. RefSeq lists its product as uncharacterized. The record is from RefSeq and is a predicted model, not a curated record. Bases 1 to 1884 code for a protein of 627 amino acids. The transcript has 12 exons. Lineage: Eukaryota; Fungi; Ascomycota; Sordariomycetes; Glomerellales; Glomerellaceae.